AUGUUAAGAUCCAUUAAUAGACAAGCAAUCAUAAGGUUAUGCCCAUUGCCAUACACCAUUGCAUCACCAUCCAAGGCCGCUACAUCUUUACUUUUCAAAAAUUUACACCAUUUCCACAACUCAUCCGUUGACCUAAACCAAAAUGAAUUGAAUCUAAAAAAAACAGUCAACAAUUCUAUUGAUGAUAUUAGCGAGUCAUCAUCAUCUGAUGAGAAAAAAAGCAAAAGAACAACAAAGAAUGAAAAUAUUAUUGAUAGUAAUGGUGAUUUUAAUGCUGAAUUAGUUAAGGAACAGAAAUUUUUUUCAGAAAUUUUUAACCAUGUAACACGUAAGACUCAAUUGAAAGAGAAAAACAUUAAUAAUUUUUUACAUGAAUUAUCAGGGAUGAAGCAAGACUUGGAGAAUGAAGAACAAGAAAUUCUUACUCGAGAAAACAAUUCUGAGUUCCAAAUACCACGUUUUGAAACAAAGUUAUCAAAUAAAUGCUUUGAAGGAAAUACAGGCAAAUCUGACCCAAUUUCUAUGUCUACAGUGCCAGCAAAAAAAAGUAACAACAUUGCUUCUAAAAGUUUCCUCACCUGUAAUACUAAUGCUGAUGACAAUACCAAAGCGGAUAGGUAUACAGCUGUUUUGGGGAAUAUACCUGAAAAUGUUGAUUUACCACUAACAUUAACCCUAGAUAGCACUUUUUCAAAUACAGUUAUUGAAAACGAUGAAAAUAACGAAAAUAAAAAUACCAUAGAUACCAGCACUUUGACUUUAGAUGAUAUAUUUCCAGAUAUAGCCUUAUCGUCAAGAUAUUCGAUUGAUGCAAUUAAAAAUUUGGAUCUAAAAAUUAACAGCAAAACCUUGGAAGCUCUAAAAAAUAAAAUUGAAUUGGAGGCCAGAUUGGAGAAAGAAUUAUUGCCUUAUUUAGACAACCUAAACAAGAGUAUUGAUACAGAUGCAGAUAUUAUAAAGUUGAUUAGUAAAUACUUGGUUUAUUUCAGAAAUUAUUUGCAGAAUGAAAACAAUAAUAGACAAAACAUAAUUAACCAGUUGAAAACUAAAUCCAUAUUUGAAAUAGUUAGAGAAAAUCUAGAAGAAGGCGAUGGUAGCAACAUUGCACAUAUCCCCCAGCCCUACGAAAUCACUAUACCAUUUGUGAUUAAGCAUUUAAUGACUAAUUCCAAUUACGAUUUUGUCCCAUUACAACGCAAGUAUGGGAUAUUAUCUUGGAUACAUCAUAUUUCCAAGAAUUAUGAAAAGAACAUAACUUUGUAUUUAUCCUGUUGCAAUACAGAUUUUUAUAACUUAUUAAUAGAUUAUACAUGGAGGAAUUAUAAAGAAAUUAGGCUAGUUUCUGAAUUAUGUGAAGAAAUGAAGUUUAACGGUGUUCCAGGAGAUUUAUAUACAUUGACUGUUUUAGAUAAGAUAGUUAGGGAGAUGCGAAAUGAAGAGCAACAAUAUAGCGAACAGAAGGCUAUGAAUGAUGAUUAUUUAAGUACUGAAUUAAACGUUCUUUGGAAUAAGGCUAAUGGUGCAAGUGUGUAUAGAAUUGAGAGGUAUUCAAAUGCACUAAAGGCGUCAUUGGUAUAG
Molecule: messenger RNA, 1578 nt
Organism: Saccharomycodes ludwigii
Lineage: Eukaryota; Fungi; Ascomycota; Saccharomycetes; Saccharomycodales; Saccharomycodaceae
Gene: MTF2
Product: Mtf2p
Exons: 1
Coding region: 1-1578 (525 amino acids)
Cellular component (GO): mitochondrion
Source: RefSeq, a predicted model, not a curated record